Puma concolor (puma) is the source of this 2527-nucleotide messenger RNA. RefSeq names its product heat shock protein family A (Hsp70) member 4 like (gene HSPA4L). NCBI's taxonomy places the organism in Eukaryota, Metazoa, Chordata, Mammalia, Carnivora, Felidae. The record is from RefSeq and is a predicted model, not a curated record. Gene Ontology annotation, molecular function: ATP-dependent protein folding chaperone; ATP binding. Gene Ontology annotation, biological process: protein folding. Gene Ontology annotation, cellular component: nucleus; cytosol.
CGGGAUGUCUGUGGUUGGCAUUGACCUCGGCUUUCUCAACUGCUACAUCGCUGUAGCAAGGAGUGGCGGCAUCGAGACCAUCGCCAAUGAGUACAGCGACAGGUGUACCCCGGCCUGUAUAUCUUUGGGAUCGAGAACUCGAGCCAUUGGAAAUGCAGCUAAGAGCCAGAUAGUCACAAAUGUAAGAAAUACAAUUCAUGGCUUCAAAAAGCUUCAUGGGCGAUCAUUUGAUGAUCCCAUUGUGCAAACUGAAAGGAUCAGGCUUCCUUAUGAGCUGCAGAAGAUGCCUAAUGGAAGUGCAGGAGUUAAGGUGCGGUACCUAGAAGAAGAGAGACCUUUUGCAAUUGAGCAAGUUACUGGAAUGCUGUUGGCCAAACUUAAAGAGACUUCAGAAAAUGCUUUGAAGAAACCAGUGGCUGACUGUGUGAUUUCAAUUCCUAGCUUUUUCACUGAUGCUGAGAGAAGAUCUGUGAUGGCUGCAGCCCAGGUUGCAGGUUUAAAUUGUUUAAGGUUGAUGAAUGAAACUACAGCAGUGGCACUAGCAUAUGGAAUUUAUAAACAGGAUCUUCCCCCAUUAGAUGAGAAACCAAGAAAUGUAAUAUUUAUUGAUAUGGGACAUUCUGCCUACCAGGUCUCGGUUUGUGCUUUUAACAAAGGAAAACUUAAAGUCUUGGCUACCACUUUUGAUCCAUAUUUGGGUGGCAGGAACUUUGAUGAGGCUUUAGUAGACUACUUCUGUGAGGAGUUCAAGACCAAAUAUAAGAUAAAUGUGAAAGAAAAUUCUCGGGCCUUAUUGCGCUUAUAUCAGGAAUGUGAAAAACUGAAGAAGCUAAUGAGUGCAAAUGCAUCAGAUCUUCCACUGAACAUUGAGUGUUUCAUGAAUGACCUUGAUGUUUCUAGUAAAAUGAACAGGGCUCAGUUUGAACAAUUAUGUGCUUCCCUCUUCACCAGGGUUGAGCCACCAUUAAAAGCAGUAAUGGAACAAGCUAACUUGCAACGUGAGGACAUAAGUAGUAUAGAAAUUGUAGGGGGAGCAACACGAAUUCCUGCCGUGAAAGAACAAAUCACUAAGUUCUUUCUUAAAGACAUAAGUACCACGUUAAAUGCUGAUGAAGCUGUUGCCAGAGGAUGUGCAUUACAGUGUGCGAUUCUCUCACCAGCAUUUAAAGUGCGUGAAUUUUCUAUAACAGACCUUGUUCCCUAUUCAAUCACAUUAAGAUGGAAGACCUCUUUUGAAGAUGGAACUGGGGAAUGUGAAGUAUUUUGUAAGAACCAUCCUGCUCCAUUCUCAAAAGUCAUUACUUUCCACAAGAAGGAACCAUUUGAACUAGAAGCAUUUUAUACUAAUUUACAUGAAGUGCCUUAUCCUGAUCCAAGAAUUGGGAACUUCACUAUUCAGAAUGUCUUUCCGCAGUCUGAUGGUGAUAGUUCCAAAGUGAAGGUUAAAGUUCGUGUUAACAUCCAUGGAAUCUUCAGUGUGGCCAGUGCAUCAGUAAUUGAGAAGCAAAAUGUAGACGGGGAUCACAGUGAUGCUCCUAUGGAGACAGAAACUUCAUUUAAGAAUGAAAGCAAAGAUGAUGUGGAUAAAAUGCAAGUUGACCAAGAAGAAGGAGGGCAUCAAAAAUGUCAUGCUGAACACACCCCAGAAGAGGAAAUUGAUCAUACAGGAACCAAAACAAAGUCAGCUUCCUCAGACAAACAAGACCGAUUAAACCAGACCAUUAAAAAAGGAAAAGUCAAGAGUAUUGAUCUGCCUAUUCAGAGUAGCCUGUGUAGACAAUUGGGCCAAGAUCUUCUCAACAGCUACAUUGAAAAUGAGGGGAAGAUGAUAAUGCAAGAUAAAUUAGAGAAAGAAAGAAAUGAUGCUAAGAAUGCUGUUGAAGAAUAUGUAUAUGAUUUUAGAGACAAGCUGGGCACAGUCUAUGAAAAAUUCAUCACUCAAGAAGACUUGAAUAAACUGUCUACAAUAUUGGAAGAUACAGAAAAUUGGCUUUAUGAAGAAGGAGAGGACCAACCCAAACAAAUUUAUGUGGAUAAGCUUCAAGAACUAAAGAAAUAUGGCCAGCCUAUUCAGAUGAGGUACAUGGAACAUGAAGAGAGACCAAAAGCUUUAAACGACUUGGGAAAAAAGAUUCAACUUGUCAUGAAAGUGAUAGAAGCAUACAGAAACAAGGAUGAAAGAUAUGAUCAUUUAGAUCCAGCUGAAGUGGAAAAAGUUGAAAAAUAUAUCAGUGAAGCCAUGAAUUGGCUGAACAGUAAGAUGAAUGCACAGAACAAACUAAGUCUCACUCAAGAUCCUGUGGUGAAAGUCUCUGAAAUAGUUGCAAAGUCAAAGGAACUGGAUAAUUUUUGUAACCCCAUCAUUUACAAGCCCAAACCAAAAGUAGAGGUUGCUGAAGACAAAACAAAAGCUAACAGUGAACACAAUGGACCAACGGAUGGACAGAGUGGGACUGAAACUAAACCAGAUAUGACAAAAGACAGCUCCCAGCAUCCUAAAUCUUCUGGAGAGAUGGAAGUGGACUAA